Seriola dumerili (greater amberjack) is the source of this 1783-nucleotide messenger RNA. RefSeq names its product arylformamidase (gene afmid). The record is from RefSeq and is a predicted model, not a curated record. The transcript has 11 exons. Gene Ontology annotation, molecular function: arylformamidase activity. The coding region runs from base 101 to 979 and encodes 292 amino acids. NCBI's taxonomy places the organism in Eukaryota, Metazoa, Chordata, Actinopteri, Carangiformes, Carangidae.
CAGUCUAAAGUUCCGGUCAUAACCACCACUGAGCACAUGUUGGUUGGAUUAAUCAGUCUGAAGACCUUCGGCAAAUUAAGUCACUUAAAGGGAUAAAACGAUGCACUGGACUGAAAUGAACAAAGAUGAGCUUGAGAGGCAGUUUUCGCCCAGCCGGUGGUCGCACAGGAUGUCGGCAGACGACGUGAUCAAGGCUCACGUGAAGGCUUUGAAGGAAGGUACGGAGCGAGCCCGUGGUCUGGCUCAGACUUUACUCAAUGUGCCAUAUGGAGAGGGAGACGGAGAGAAACUGGAUGUCUACAUACCCAGCACCGACUCUUUGGAUGUCCCCCUUGUUAUUUACCUACAUGGGGGCUACUGGCAGUUUCUCAGCAAGGAGGAGUCAGGAUUCAUGGCCGUUCCACUCGUCGAUAAAGGUGUAGUGGUGGUUGCCGUCGGCUACGACAUCGCCCCCAAAGGCAACAUGGACCUGAUGGUGUCUCAAGUACGCAGGAGUGUGGUGUCUGUCAUUCAGCAGUAUUCUCACAUCAGCGGUCUGUACCUGUGUGGCCACUCUGCUGGAGCUCACCUGGCUGCAAUGGUCCUCUCCACUGACUGGUCACAGUAUAGCAUCACUCCUCAGAUCAAAGGGGCUUUCUUGGUCAGUGGCAUAUACGACCUCCUGCCCAUCCUGUCCACCUACGUCAAUGAGCCUUUGAAGAUGACUGAGGAGGUGGCGGUCAGGAACAGCCCCAGCAAGAUGGUCCCUCAGCUCAAAGUCUCCUCCUCCAGCUGCCACAUUGUUGUGGCCGUCGCUGAGAACGACUCGCCAGAGUUUCGCAAGCAGUCAGAGGAGUACUACAAAACUUUGGAGGCGUCAGGACUGAACGUGACCAUGGAGGAUGUGCCAAACACUGAUCACUUCAGUAUCAUUGAGCAACUGGUGGAUGGGGAGUAUCACCUAACAAAGCUUCUCAUGAAGAUGAUGGGGAAGAGCUGAGGUGUCUUCGAUCCAUCAUCUAAUAUCAACAUACCUCCUUAUCAACAUACACCUCUUAACAGUCAUCAUGCACCGAUACUGAUAAAAUAUGCAUUAUUUCAGGUUUGUACUGUGGUAAAUGUACAAUUUCUAUCUGUUUCGAUCGUUAAAAAAUAAUAUGGCAUGGAUUGUUUUGAGAGUCUAGUUUACUGUGUUUGUUCACUGAAGUUACUGCUGUCAGAAAAUGUCCUAAAUGAGCUUAAUAUGUUCCAGUCACAUUAACAACAAAACAUUGUGUGCCUAAAGCUAAACAACUUCAAGAAUGGUGAUUGUAGCAAAUUAUAGUUCUGAUAAACCUACUCAUAUUCACUCAUAAACAAUCUGUUUUUUUUUCUGUUAAAAUUUUCCUCUGUGACAAUCUGCACCACAACUUUAAGUCCUUAGAAAGGACAAUAGCAGGAGCUUGUGUCAAGAACACUGACAUAUCAUACAAAGUGAAUGUAGCUUUUUAUUGUAACCUCCACAAUGCUGAGAUCUCACGCAGGGAACUUUAAUGUGUCAUCUACACUUAAACAGUAAAUGUUGGUAAUGAAAACUAUAUAUUUUCACUUUUUAUUUUACUCUAAUACAGUAGAAGAAUACUGAUAUUCAAAUAGAUGUAUUUUUUAAAAAAUGUGACUAAAUUGUAACUGAUGCACAUUGUUACUUACUGCUCUCAUUCUAGCAUCUUUAAUAAUUGUUUACGUUAUUGUUUGCACAAUGCUCUGUCAAUCGUUACUGUAGAUUAUAAAGAGAAUUGUCACAAUAAAUGUUUAUAUUUGUGAA